Messenger RNA from Spizellomyces punctatus DAOM BR117, 788 nucleotides. RefSeq lists its product as uncharacterized. Gene Ontology annotation, cellular component: ubiquitin ligase complex. The transcript has 6 exons. NCBI's taxonomy places the organism in Eukaryota, Fungi, Chytridiomycota, Chytridiomycetes, Spizellomycetales, Spizellomycetaceae. The record is from RefSeq and is a predicted model, not a curated record. The coding region runs from base 233 to 580 and encodes 115 amino acids.
UGUCGUUUUAAGUUUUACGCUUUCCAGCACGGCCCAGCUGCUAGUAAACGUCGCCAGAUACUCACUCCUAGACCCCGCUAGGAUUUGGGAUAUUCCCUGCGGUCGCCGAACUACCCAAGGACAAUAAACAGGAACAAAAACAAACAAAAAGCAGUUUUGUAACACUCCGUAGCAAGCCUUGUUGCUGCAUAUCGUUUAAACGAGACCAACUGCUACAUAUACCUGCCGAGAAAUGGGCCUCAUUUUCAAGAGAUACCUUGAAGCUCCUACCCAUUGCAAUACCCGGAUUUUUGGCUGUAGCGAGUGCAAGACCCAUCUAUCUACCUCGGAGGAUAUCUUGUCAAAGGCUUUCCAAGGCCAACAUGGGAAAGCCUAUCUGUUCAAUCAUGUUGUUAACGUUCUGGAGGGUCAGCCUGAGGACCGGAACAUGACCACUGGCUUGCAUACGGUCAAGGAUAUCUAUUGCACUUACUGUCAAACAGUUGUAGGAUGGAAAUAUGAGAAAGCCUACGAAGAUAGUCAAAAGUACAAGGAGGGCAAGUACAUCCUGGAACGACAGCUUAUGUGCGAGGUGCUAUAAUGGGUUUGCUUGGAUGAUUGCUGCCCUUCGAAUCGGUUUUUCGGUGAAUUGUAUAUCAAGUUUUAUUCCCCUGUUUAUGUAUUUCCCUUUCCUUGGUCGAGAAUGGUUUUGAACGGCCAUCAAGUAGUUAUAGUUUCCCUGUCCUCAGUUGAUUUGACAAUGAAAUGUCUGUUGCUUAAUACGAAGGAUGAUUGCAUUCUGUACUUCC